This is a messenger RNA of Fusarium keratoplasticum, 1287 nucleotides long. Its product is annotated as ULP-PROTEASE domain-containing protein. The coding region runs from base 1 to 1287 and encodes 428 amino acids. The transcript has 4 exons. Gene Ontology annotation, molecular function: cysteine-type peptidase activity; deNEDDylase activity. NCBI's taxonomy places the organism in Eukaryota, Fungi, Ascomycota, Sordariomycetes, Hypocreales, Nectriaceae. Gene Ontology annotation, biological process: proteolysis. The record is from RefSeq and is a predicted model, not a curated record.
AUGGCCUCGGAUGAAGCGGGGACGCCAAGCCGUCUUCGCUCUUGGCUUUCUUUCCGCCGGCGCCGAUCACGACCAGGCAGCUCUGGGUCUAUCGAUACCUCAAGCUCUACAUUAACCGCCAACUCGGAGCACGAGAUCACACCUGCGACUUCGAAUUCUUCUGCCAACACCUCUCCUUCAACACCUCCCCAGACGAAAGACUCCAAGAUGCCUUUUCGUCAGAGGAUGGCCCGCCACUUUGGCGAUUCUCUUGCGCCCGAAAAGCCAUAUCUGAGCUAUUACGAUGUUCUCCUCACGGCCGAAGAUAUCAAAUCUCUAAAGCACGACUGGUUGACCGACAACAACAUCGCCUUCUGGGAGGAGUACCUCGAGCGCGAAACACUUCCUCGGUAUCCCCAAGCACGCAUUGUCCUCCUUCGCCCUAGUAUGACGUUCCUCCUCAUGAAGGAGCCUGACUUGCGCUCGGUCCGAUCCGCCCUCCCCGAUUUCUCUAAGGUCACGCACAUUUUCCUGCCCAUCAACGACAACCGUAAUGUGGGUGUCGCUGAGGGUGGUAGCCACUGGUCAUUACUUCUCGUCUCGACUCUUGAUGGUGUGGCCUUCCAUUACGACUCUCUCGGCGGUGCCAACUAUGCCGAGGCUAACCUUGCUACGCGCAAGCUUGCCACGGUGCUGCAGCGACCUCUGCGAUUCAUCAACCUCGAAGAUUGCCCUCAGCAGGAGAACGGAAGCGACUGCGGUGUCUUUGUUUGCCUAUUGAUGCGACAUCUCCUAGUCAAGCGCCUUCUCUGCGCUAAUGCCCGCGAGAAGGUGUCCAUGAGCAUGGGCGGAAAAAUGGUCGAUAGUUACGGCGGCCGCAAGGAGAUGCUUCGCAUCAUUGAGAACCUUCGCAAGGAGGGUGAACGCAGGCGAUCAACGGACUGCUACGGCUCUUACGAAGAAUUCGAGGAGCGCCUGCAGAAGCUGAUGCGGAGACGGACCGUGACCAAGCCUAAGUCCAAGGCUGCGACCAAGAAGUUGCCGAGCGGGCGUGCAGUCGGUAAAGGCCGCAGUGAUGCCGGUGAACCAGCCAAGAGCGAUCUGCCUCCGUGGGCCGGGAUGAGAUCUCGGCUGCGUCCUAGAACUCGGUCGACUAGCCAGAGUUCAUCAUCCCCUUCAUCGUCCGACCCCAGCUAUCGAGUCACCAAGCCUGAGACACGCUCUCGCAGCUCAAAGGGUCUCACACCUGUCAAGGUUCGGAGCAAGCGACAGCCGAAAGCCGACUCGGAGGCGGACUCGAACAACUGA